Molecule: messenger RNA, 994 nt
Organism: Cylas formicarius (sweet potato weevil)
Lineage: Eukaryota; Metazoa; Arthropoda; Insecta; Coleoptera; Brentidae
Gene: Arglu1
Product: UPF0430 protein CG31712
Exons: 4
Coding region: 61-858 (265 amino acids)
Cellular component (GO): nucleoplasm; mitochondrion
Molecular function (GO): cadherin binding
Source: RefSeq, a predicted model, not a curated record
CAGCCCAAGAAUCAAUUUUGAAAGCUUGUUGUCAAAUAAUUUAUUAUACUAGAACAAAAAAUGGGUAGAUCCAGAUCUAGGAGCCGUUCCCCCAGGAAACACCAUAAAAGCAAGCACCACAAGCGUAGCAGAUCGCGAGAUAGGUCCGAGAGAAGCGCCAGUAUCCAAGCGAGACACAAAAGCAGCGACAGGAUCGACAGGGGCGACAGAAAGUCGAAAGAUAAGUCGUUGAGAGUUAGGAAACGUUCGGACUCGCAAGGUUCCUCUUCGAGCAGCGAUAUUUCCAUCGAAUUAAGCAAAAAUGAUCGGCACUCCGGCCCCAGGAAAGUUAGGUACCGGAAAACGGACGAGGUGGAAAGACUGGCGGAAAUGGAGCGGCAGCGGCGCCAAAGGGAGGCCGAACAGAAACUUAUUGAAGAGGAGACGGCGAAGCGUAUCGAGGAGAUGGUGAAAAUGCGGGUGGAGGAGGAGCUGCAGAAACGCAAGGAGGAGAUAGAGCGUGAGGUGAACAAGCGGGUCGAGGAGGCGAAGAGGAUCAUGGAGAAGCAGAUGAUGGAAGAUCUGGAGAGGCGCAGAGAGAAGCAGAGAGAAGAAGAACGCAAGAGGGAGGAGGACGAGAGGCGUAAACAUGAGGCGGUCGAGAGGAUCCUCGAGGAGAACCAGAGGAAGAUCGAGGAGGCUCAGAAGAAAUUGGCCGAAGAGAGGCUCGCGAUGGUGGAGGAGCAGCGUAAGAUCGACGAGGAACGGCAGCGGCUCAGGAAAGAGCAGGAGAAACGGACUAAGGAGGAGCAAAAAAAGAUCCUCGGCAAGAACAAUUCGCGACCCAAGCUGUCGUUCUCUUUGCGGCCGGUAUUGUAGUGCGCGUGUGCGGUCUCACUUAACCGUCGUCGUUCUUUUUUUUUUUAUACUUCAGUGACACGCAUUCCACCUACAAGUAAUUUGUAUAUUGUGCGGGACUCCGAGGGCGGGUGUACAUAAUAAAAUUUUAUAUGGC